This is a messenger RNA of Populus nigra (black poplar), 763 nucleotides long. RefSeq names its product hydroxyproline O-galactosyltransferase GALT2-like. Gene Ontology annotation, cellular component: Golgi membrane. Gene Ontology annotation, molecular function: galactosyltransferase activity. The record is from RefSeq and is a predicted model, not a curated record. Lineage: Eukaryota; Viridiplantae; Streptophyta; Magnoliopsida; Malpighiales; Salicaceae. The transcript is spliced from 4 exons. The coding region runs from base 1 to 516 and encodes 171 amino acids.
AUGGAUCGCUAUGAGCUUGUGGUUCUCAAAACUAUUGCUAUUUUUGUUUUGGUAUCUCUGAAUAUGCUGAAUACAUUUGUUAGGGUGGACACAGUCUUGAAAGAAAUUGAUCGUACCUCUCCCAACAAGUCUCUUUAUAUGGGCAAUCUCAAUCUCUUACAUCGUCCUCUAAGAAAUGGAAAAUGGGCAGUUACUUUUGAGGAAUGGCCUGAAGAAGUAUAUCCUCCUUACGCCAAUGGACCUGGAUAUGUAAUUUCUACUGAUAUUGCUAAAUUUGUCAUUGCUCAACAUGGCAAACGAAGCCUCAGGCUCUUUAAGAUGGAAGAUGUUAGUAUGGGAAUGUGGGUUGAACAAUUUAACAGCUCCACCCCUGUUCAGUACUCUCACAACUGGAAAUUCUGUCAAUACGGAUGCUUGGAGAACUAUUAUACUGCACAUUACCAAUCCCCAAGGCAGAUGAUCUGUCUGUGGGACAAGUUGGCGAGAGGUCGGGCACAAUGUUGCAGCUUUAGAUGAUAGAUAUAUUAGCAGAUGUCUCCAAGGAUCCUUUAGAUGAUGGCAGCAGCUUUACUACAUUUUGUUCUCGUUUAAAUGGGCUGUAGAGAUGGCUGUUUUUUAAUUUGCAGCCUUGAUUUUGGAAGAACAGACUGUUUUCUUAUUGUAAUUGAAAUGGCUUCUAGCAAAGGCCAAAACAUUUUGGCUUCAACUAAAAGCUGGAGAAAUUGUAUAUACCCUAUCUUUCUAUGACAAAUAUCGAUUCAGC